Molecule: messenger RNA, 534 nt
Organism: Ostertagia ostertagi
Lineage: Eukaryota; Metazoa; Nematoda; Chromadorea; Rhabditida; Trichostrongylidae
Source: the annotation of a GenBank genome assembly
AUGGAGAAGAUUGAGAAGAGCUUAACGGAUCUCCACGAAUUCGUCAAACAGACUGCAGCCCCGACGAAUCUAGUCAUCAAACCAGAGCACGUGGACGAACUGCUGAAGCGAGUUAUGACGAGUUCAACCGAGAUGCAGUCCAACCUCGAAGAACAGAUGGAUAACGCGAAGAACCGUAUCCUCAUGGAAAUGGAUGAAAUGUUCAAAGAGGUAGACCGAUGCAGAUCCAAAGUCGAAAAGGCCAGCAAUAACGCCGUGAUGCACGAAGUCGGAGAGGUGUCGACACGUUUAGCCGCCUUCCAAACCGAGGUCACCCAACGCUCCGAGGCAUUGGAGAAGAAGCUAGAUCAAAGGUCAGACAUCGAGUCCAUGCUUCGAAGGAUCGAUUUGCAGUUGAAGAAAUCGGAAGAAGGCGACUCAGGAUCAGCCAAAGAAGACGCGAGGAGGCAGGGGAUUGAGGAAUCAAUCGGAUCCGAAGGCAUUCUUCGCAUCAACAACGACCUCAGCCCCGAACCGGAAGGAGAAGGAGAAUAG